This is a messenger RNA of Diatraea saccharalis (sugarcane borer), 2800 nucleotides long. The record is from the annotation of a GenBank genome assembly. Lineage: Eukaryota; Metazoa; Arthropoda; Insecta; Lepidoptera; Crambidae.
UUAAGAGAAUUAUCCUUAAACUUAUUAGACAUAUUUGUAUUGAGAUUAAUUUAACAUAGAGAUCUUCCAAAGACAAAAAAAGUAAGCUAGACUAUACGGAGAUUUAAAUAUGAAAAUAUUUCAAACAGGCUAUGAUGACUGGAAGUGUGUCGACGUUCGCUGAUGUCGCAUUGAACUUCGGUGCGCCCGCAGUUCGCGGAGACAGCGUGUUGCGCGUCGCUGCCGACAGAGGGCGCAGAUCAAUUAUGUACGGAGAUGAUACGUGGCUACGACUAUUCCCUGGUCUCUGGGCCGAAUCUGAUGGCACUACCUCAUUCUAUGUUACUGAUUAUACUGAGGUGGACAAUAAUGUAACAAGACAUUUAGAUAAAGUUUUGGCACCGAAUGACAAAAAUAAUCCUAAUUUUGAUUUCCUAGUGCUACACUAUUUAGGAUUGGAUCAUAUUGGACAUUUAGAAGGUGCUCGUAGCCCCAAAAUUAAAGUUAAGCUUAAAGAAAUGGAUGACAUCAUAAAGAAGAUAUUUAGCGCUAUGCAGAAAUGGGGUCGUACUGGGGUGUUGUUUAUAUGUGGUGACCACGGGAUGCGAGACGCUGGUGGCCACGGUGGUGCAACUCCGGCGGAGGUUCUAGUGCCACUGGUGGUCGCCAAGAGCGAAGAUUUCGAGUGCCCACACCCUGCAGGUCCAGGGCCGACUGUGGCACAAGUGGACGUGGCUCCAUCUGUCGCUUGGCUGCUGAACGCGCCGCCGCCAGGAGACAAUACCGGCCGGAUACUGCCCUCUCUCCUACCCUCAGAUAUGAGACAACAUCUCUAUUUACUUCAUGUGAUGAGCUCACAUAACGCUAAACAACCUACCAUACCGACCGACGCAGAGUUCUUCAAACAGUUCCAAAGGGCAGAGAAGCAAUUCGCUCAUUAUUUAGCUACUGGCCAACAGAGCGCCGCUAAAAUCGCCAAAGAGUUCUAUGAAGAAUCUUUAUCAGAAAUGGCCAAAUAUCUUAGUGAGACUACAGUCAACUUUGAUAUGUUCGCCCUCGUGAUGGCCACUACACUUCUGUACUUCAUUGUAAUGGCUCUUCUUUGCAUAACCCUAUACUCUUUGCAAUCAGACCAAAGGCGUAGAAUCAGUUUGACCCACCAUAAGACCACCAGAAUAGGAGGUUUCCUCGCGUUCUUCGUCAUACUAGCAGUCGUUACAACCAUACUCACCAUCGCUUGCUUCAUCACUGAAACAAAGAGUAGAGUAUGCUCAUUCCACUCAGUAUGGGGAGUAGCUUUCAUUCUAAUAGCCUGCGCGUUCACUAUGACAUACUUCAUAAUAAAAACGGCAUUUGAAAAGAUAAAAGAUUUGACGCCGUUGAAAGAUCUGAACGCCAUUGAUUACCUACUAAUUUUCGGAACAGUGUUCCACGCGUGGUCGUUCUUUGGCACUAGUUUCAUAGAAGAGGAACACAUGACGUGGUAUUUCUUCUGGAACACCCUUAUGCUAUUCGUGCUAGUAAGAACUAUAACAGUUCUGUUGUUGUAUUUGGGGAAAGUGUAUACUGGUUCGACAGAAAUACAAGAAAAGCCUGAACUGCUAAAGAAGAUGAAUGCGAACUUAGCAAUGUUGCCCAAAUGGAUUUUGCUCAUAGCUUUACAUCGGUAAGCAAAUAGAUUUCUUCUUCUCAAUUUCAAAGAACAUACUGUUCAAGACCUAGUUAUAAUAUGUUUAUAAUUUAUUUUUUAUUAUAAAUUUAAAAUUUAUUCCCGAACAAAAUAAGUAUGUAAGCUAUAAUUACAUCUCCCUAUUCGCUUGACAGAAAUACUGCAAGUAUUGCGUAUGUGGAAUACACUAUAUGUCGAGUGGGGUACAAAUGAACUGUCCCUACAUAUACGUAUAUGUAUUAUUUAAAAAAAUUGUAAUAAUAAUAAUACCUAAAAAAUAUAUUAAAACAAUUGUUAUCUGUUGCAUAGAUAUCUAAGAACAAUGAAUCAGACCGGUGACCGGUGGUUAUUUCUACCAGAUACAGCCGAUUGGCUUAAUGAGCCCGAUAACGCUUGGUUACUGGAAAUACAUCUACUUGUCGGUACACUAGGAACUUUAAUAGUAUGUAUGUGGAACCUUCGUUUCUCAAACAACAUCAUGCAGAUGCACUCAGCAUUUACAGUAUUCCAAACUCUAAUGAUUAUUGCAUACAGAAUAGCUACUGGUUCGAUCGUCGCACCAUACCUUGAAGUGGAGAAAUGGGAUACUGUUAUAAUAGUUAAUAUUUUCUGGGGCCUACUGAUUGGCCAAUUCGUUUUCGAAAUACUAACUUAUAUUGGAACAUUCAAAAUGUGCGGUGUCAAUCCAACAAUUAAGCCUAACACCAAGUUUGUAUACAACAAACCUAAAGCUAAAACCGAGGAUUACUUCUACGAUACAAUGUUGGAAGAGCCUUGGAAUCUCGAGGAAAUCAAACUUAACCUAGCGAGAUCACUUACGCAUCUGAUGUUGAAUAGUUUGAUGCUUAUUGUGGUUCUACUGAUGAGACCCCACAACGUAAUAAUGGUUCCAAGUGUUUAUAUAACGUGUGUAUUAACAGCUAAAUGUUUGGACCACAAGUUGCUUGAUACAAAGUUGGGAAGGAACACUGAGAUAGUUGACGUCUUGAGUCAAAGUUUAGUGCACCUGUGGAUUGGAGCUGUGUUUUUCUUCUAUCAGGUUAGUCCUAUUGCUGUAUGAUCGUAUGCGUUUUGUAAAAUAAUAUAAUAAAGAUUAGAUAUAUUAACAGCUUGUGUCUCCUUUUUUUGCAUUUAAAAAGAGGGAAUUAACUG